This is a messenger RNA of Ipomoea triloba (trilobed morning glory), 816 nucleotides long. RefSeq names its product ethylene-responsive transcription factor ERF098-like. The transcript has a single exon. Lineage: Eukaryota; Viridiplantae; Streptophyta; Magnoliopsida; Solanales; Convolvulaceae. The coding region runs from base 24 to 494 and encodes 156 amino acids. Gene Ontology annotation, molecular function: DNA-binding transcription factor activity; DNA binding. Gene Ontology annotation, biological process: ethylene-activated signaling pathway; regulation of DNA-templated transcription. The record is from RefSeq and is a predicted model, not a curated record.
AGGAUUCGAGCAACAACGUAAAAAUGGAGAACGAGGAGAGGGUAAUAAGAAGAGAGAACAAAUACCGAGGAAUUCGAAGACGGCCGUGGGGGAAGUACGCGGCGGAGAUUCGCGACCCCAACCGGAACGGAGCUCGUCUUUGGCUUGGCACGUUCGACACGGCGGAGGAGGCGGCGCGUGCGUACGACCGCGCCGCGUAUGCGUUCAGGGGCCACCAGGCCAUUCUUAACUUCCCCAACGAUGGGCAUUACGCUGGCGGUAAUGUAGUGCCGGCGGCGGCGGCUCCGGGACCAAGCUCCUCCACGCCACCGCCGCCACCGCCGCCGUCUACUUCUUCAGUUUAUGUGCCUUCAUUCUCUGUGACUAGGGAAGACUAUUAUGAGCGCGUGGGGGACAUGUCUGAGGAUAAGAUUAUUGAAUUUGAGUACUUGGAUAACAAUCUGCUCGAGGAUUUGCUUGGGUCACAAGUCAACAAAAGAUCAAAGCUUCGUUAGAAGAAGCAAAGAUUGAACUGAUGACAGAUUGAGACAAAUUGAGUUUCACUAGUGGCAGUGUAGUCUAUAAAUUUAGAUUUGUUAUUUAUUACGGUUGAAACUAGCUAAGAGAAUGUGGGUUUUCAAGUAGAUCGAAUUGUAUUGCUUGAUUUAAUUUGUUUCGAUCGUCUACGUGUUUGAUUCUUAUUGUGUUGUAAAUUCCAGGCAUGUAUUCAUACAUGUGAAACUUUCAGUAUUAUGGCAUUAUUAUCCCACAAGAACGUCUGUACCCAUGCAUACAUAAUGCAUGAAGUUUUCACUAUUAUAUUCAAUCAUUUUACAA